AAUUACAAAGAUAUAUUUCAAUAUUUGUUUCCCUCUCUCUAGUCGCCGGAGAUCGAUCUGCUCAAAGAUCGAUCAUUUUUUGGUUUCUGAAAGCUUCGAUCGAGCCUCCAUAUUCUCUAGGAAGGAAUCAAGGAAUCGCCGAGGAGGCAUGUGGCAGAGUGCGACGUUUGCGGCUGUGAAAGGCUGCGUAGGGUUUCGCCUGGUCUUGGCGUGAUCAGGGAGAUCUGGCCGGGGUCAAACAGAUCGUCGAUGGCAGACGCUGGAUUCUGCUGUGGGAGUUCGCCGCUCAGAUCUUCGAUCACUCUCGGAGUGGAGAUGGCGCGAUUGAAGAGCGGCGUGGAAGGGAUUUUUAGGUCGAGAGAAAGAGCUCGAUACGCAAAAGUCCAAGCGACUGGUGAGCUUGAGGAUCUACCCUCUGAUAAACUACAGAAGAAAACAUCUGCGAAUGUGCUUCCGUAUGUUGGUGUAGCUUGCAUGGGUGCCAUUCUGUUUGGAUACCACCUUGCUGUGGUAAAUGGAUCACUCGAAUAUCUUGCAAAGGACCUGGGAAUCGCCGAAAAUACUGUAGUACAAGGUUGGGUUGUUAGCAUAGCCCUUGCUGGUGCAACAAUAGGUUCUUUCACUGGAGGUGCAUUGGCUGAUAAAUUUGGUCGGACUCGGACUUUUCAACUCAAUGCAAUUCCCCUUGCAAUUGGUGCAUUUAUCAGUGCAAUAGCCCAGGAUGUACGAACAAUGAUAAUUGGUCGACUGCUUACUGGAAUUGGGAUCGGCAUCUCUUCUGCUAUUGUGCCACUGUACAUAUCCGAGAUAUCUCCAACUGAAAUCCGUGGAGCUCUUGGAUCAGUAAACCAGCUUUUCAUUUGCAUUGGAAUUCUUGUGGCAUUGGUAGCUGGAUUGCCAUUAGCUGGAAACCCUUUAUGGUGGAGAACAAUGUUUACCAUUGCAAUCAUUCCCUCGGUGUUGAUGGCAGUAGGGAUGGCUUUCUGUCCAGAAAGCCCUCGGUGGUUGUUUCAGCAAGGAAAACUUUCUCAUGCUGAAACAACUAUAAGGAAACUAUAUGGCAAAGAAAAGGUUGCUGAUGUUAUGUAUGAGUUCAGGUCAGGUGGUGAAGGUUCAACUGAACCAGAUGCUGGUUGGCUCGAUCUUUUCAGUAAGCGCUAUAGGAAAGUUGUUAGCGUUGGAGCCGCAUUGUUCUUGUUUCAACAACUGUCUGGGAUAAAUGCUGUUGUGUACUAUUCUACAUCUGUAUUCCGCAGUGCGGGAAUUGCUUCUGAUGUCGCAGCUAGUGCUCUUGUUGGGGCGUCAAAUGUUUUGGGGACUGCUGUUGCAUCUUCUCUGAUGGAUAAGCGAGGAAGGAAGAGCCUCCUAAUAACAAGUUUUUCUGGAAUGGCUGUUUCCAUGUCUUUGCUUUCCUUGUCUUUCUCAUGGAAGGCACUUGCUCCUUAUUCAGGAACCCUUGCGGUCCUAGGCACCGUCUUAUAUGUGCUGUCCUUUUCGCUGGGCGCUGGCCCGGUACCGGCUCUUCUCCUUCCGGAGAUAUUUGCCUCUAGGAUCCGAGCUAAGGCAGUCGCAUUGUCUUUCGGUAUGCAUUGGGUCUCCAAUUUCAUCAUCGGUCUCUACUUCCUCAGUGUAGUGAACAAGUUUGGAAUCAACAAAGUCUAUCUGGGAUUCGCGGUGGCAUGCACUCUUGCUGUUCUUUACAUAGCCGGCAAUGUCAUGGAGACCAAAGGGCGGUCACUUGAAGAGAUCGAGCGCGCCCUCAGUGCUGAAGUUUGAUCCAAAGAGCAGCCAAAACCGCUCCGACCGCAAACAUCCAUGAUCGAAUUAGUGUCAUGUAGUUCUUUGUUGAUCUUAAAGCAUGAUUCUCUAUUUAUGCAUUGCAAGUUUUUUGAUAUU
This is a messenger RNA of Zingiber officinale, 1896 nucleotides long. RefSeq names its product plastidic glucose transporter 4-like. NCBI's taxonomy places the organism in Eukaryota, Viridiplantae, Streptophyta, Magnoliopsida, Zingiberales, Zingiberaceae. Gene Ontology annotation, molecular function: carbohydrate:proton symporter activity. The transcript has 14 exons. The record is from RefSeq and is a predicted model, not a curated record. Gene Ontology annotation, biological process: carbohydrate transport; transmembrane transport. Gene Ontology annotation, cellular component: membrane. The coding region runs from base 250 to 1776 and encodes 508 amino acids.